Messenger RNA from Aethina tumida (small hive beetle), 2335 nucleotides. Its product is annotated as hemocyte protein-glutamine gamma-glutamyltransferase-like. The coding region runs from base 100 to 2226 and encodes 708 amino acids. Gene Ontology annotation, biological process: peptide cross-linking. The record is from RefSeq and is a predicted model, not a curated record. NCBI's taxonomy places the organism in Eukaryota, Metazoa, Arthropoda, Insecta, Coleoptera, Nitidulidae. The transcript has 8 exons. Gene Ontology annotation, molecular function: protein-glutamine gamma-glutamyltransferase activity.
UAACGCGAAUCACUCUUUGGUCAACGAUUUUAAUUGGUACUUCCAUCGGUUGAUUGGUGAUUUCAGUGAUUGUGUUAUUAAGUAUUAUCAAACCGUACCAUGGAGCCGCUCGAGGUUGAACUUGCCGGCUUCUACGCCAAGGAAAACUCGCAGGAGAACCACACCGAACUAUACGAUCUGGUUAACGCCGAACAACCCACCCCCAUUUUUCGCAGGGGGUGCAACUUUUAUUUUUCGGUCAGGUUCAACAGGGACUACGACGAGGAGAACGAUGUUGUGAGGAUAGGCUUUGGAUUCGGUGAAAAACCGAAUGUAAUGAAGGGGACAAGAGUGAUAAUUCCUCUUGAUCCCAAGAAGCAAAGCCUGGACGAAGACCCCUUUAGAUGGAGCAUGAUAGUAACUAAUCAUUCCGGCAACACUCUCCAACUUCAAGUGCACAUUCCUGCAGGCGUUCAAGUCGGCAUUUGGUCCAACACCAUACAAACAAACAUUAAAGGAACCAGAGUACAAAGAAACGAUUACAAGCAUCCGGAAGAUAUUUACAUUUUGUUCAAUCCGUGGUGCCCCCAAGAUGGCGUCUACAUGGAAAACGAGGAGGAACGAAAGGAGUACGUCGAAAACGAAAACGGCAAAAUUUGGUGCGGUACUUUCAAGAAACCGACCGGUAAGCCGUGGAUUUUCGGCCAGUUCGACGAAAUUUCCCUUCCCACUGCUGUAUUUUUGUUGGAAAAGUCAGGACUAGCACCUGCAGAGCGAUGCUCCCCCAUUAUGGUCACCAGAGCCAUAUCCGCAGUGAUCAAUUCUGUGGAUGACGGCGGCCUUCUGGAAGGUAAAUGGGACGGCGACUACAGCGACGGCACCUCCCCACACGCCUGGACCGGCUCCACCAAAAUCAUGGAGCAGUACUUGAUGUCCGGUGGUGAACCAGUGAAAUACGGUCAAUGUUGGGUGUUUUCGGCUGCCACCGUCACAGUUUGUAGGGCCCUGGGAAUCCCCUGCCGUUCCACCACCAAUUACGUCUCCGCCCACGACACCAACUGCUCCUUGACCGUUGACAAGUACUUUGACAUCUUCGGAGACAAAAUCGAGAACGGACCUGAAGGUGACUGCAACGAUUCCUGCUGGAACUUCCACGUGUGGAACGACGUUUGGAUGACAAGACCCGACUUGCCUCCAGGGUACGGAGGUUGGCAAAUUAUAGACGCCACUCCCCAAGAGCUCAGCGGUAAUCAGUUUAGGUGUGGGCCAGCUUCCGUAGAAGCAGUGCGUAAGGGAGAAGUGGGUUACCUGUUUGACACAGCUUUCGCCUUCUCCGAGGUGAACGCUGAUGUAGUCCAUCUGCAGGAAGAUCCGGAAUCUGAAUGGGGCUUCAGGAGGACCUCCAUCAACAGCUAUCACGUGGGUAAAAAGAUUUUAACCAAAAAGGUGGGUGUGACCGACGACAAAGGUGACUCAGACAUGUGGAACAUCACCAAACAAUUCAAGAACAAGGAAGGAACGGAAGCUGAACGUUUGGCGGUGUACAACGCAGUGAGAGGCGUACCAAGGGCUCAACAGUUCUACGAACUACCAAACAAAGACCAAGAGGACGUGGAAUUCGAUUUGGUCGACAUUGACACAGUACCACUUGGUCAACCGUUCCAGGUGGUGGUCAAAAUUCAAAACACAUCGUCGGAGGAAAGAAACGUUAGCGCUGUCCUGUCAGCAAGCUCCAUUUUUUACACAGGGGCGGCAGCACAAAGCAUCAAAAAGUCCCAGGGCACGUUUAAGGUGAAAGCUGGUGAUCACGAAGUACUAACACUUGACGUACUGCCUGAGGAGUACCUGCACAAGCUGGUGGACCACAGUUUGCUCAAAAUUUAUGCCAUCGCCAACGUACAUGAGACCAAACAAACUUGGAGUGAAGAGGACGACUUCACCAUGACCAAGCCUGACAUCAUCAUUUCCCUUGCUGGCGUCUGCAGGGUUGGACAACAGUGUUCCGCCGAUUUCAGCUUCACUAACCCUUUACCAAUCCCGUUGACUGAGUGUUUCUACACGGUGCAAGGCCCUGGUUUGGAGAAGCCGAAAACAAUUCCCUUUAGGGAUGUUGAGCCCCACGAACACGUUUUAUUCCGGGAAGUAUUCCAGGCUGUUAAAACUGGGGAGCGGGCGAUUGUGGCGUCGUUCACGUCGAAAGAGAUGCAAGGAGUUUCUGGCACAACCACUAUCAAUAUUGGUGAAUAAUACUGCACUGCUUUUGUAUUUUUAUAUGUAUAACUUUUAUUUACAUUAUUAGAAAUGUUGUAUCAGUAUUCGAUGUUAUUAAUUGCUUAUAAUUAGAUGUUGUAAUAAC